Molecule: messenger RNA, 4476 nt
Organism: Erinaceus europaeus (western European hedgehog)
Lineage: Eukaryota; Metazoa; Chordata; Mammalia; Eulipotyphla; Erinaceidae
Gene: KLRK1
Product: killer cell lectin like receptor K1
Exons: 7
Coding region: 73-723 (216 amino acids)
Biological process (GO): positive regulation of natural killer cell mediated cytotoxicity
Cellular component (GO): external side of plasma membrane
Molecular function (GO): signaling receptor activity
Source: RefSeq, a predicted model, not a curated record
AUUCUGUUCAGGAUAUCUUUGAAAAUGAAGACUUUGGAUUCAUAUCUGGGGUAGACAACCAGCCGUGUUUAUAUGAUGAGCUUAAUCCGAGAUCGGUGGGCUCAUCACAACUCGGAAGUUAGUGAAUCCCAAGAUUACAGCCUUGAACUGGAUAAGCAUGAUGCUUGUCCACGAAGGCAAAAAAGAAUAGCUACAUCAAUGACGAAUAAAUGUGGAGAAAACAAGUCUCCAUUUGCCCUAGCCAGGUCUAUUGCUGUCGUUAUGGGGAUUCGUUUAUUAUUGGUGGCAGUGGCUUGGAGCGUGACUUUUGCAUUAUUUAAUCAAGAAGUUCCAAUAUGUUUGAAAGAAAAUUACUGUGGCCCAUGUCCUGAAAGCUGGUUAUGCUACAGAAAUAACUGCUACCAAUUUUCCAAUGAGAGCAAAACCUGGUAUGAAAGUAAAGCUUCUUGUAUGAAUCAAAAUUCCACUCUUCUCAAGAUAUAUAAUAAAGAAAAGCAGGAUUUUUUUAAGUUGGUGAAGUCAUAUCAUUGGAUAGGACUGGUACGAAAUCCACCAAAUGUUUCCUGGCAGUGGGAAGAUGGUUCCUCUCUGUUGCCUGACCAAUUAACAAUGGUUGAAAUGCAAAAUGGAAGUUGUGCAGUUUAUGGCUCAAGUUUUAAAGGCUAUACAGAAAGUUGCUUGACUCCAAACACUUACAUCUGCAUGCAGAGGAAUGAUUUAUAAAAGACUCAUAGACAUAGAAGAUGUUCACUGGAUGUUGUUCAUGAAGAAAUCUUUAAAAAAAAUCACCAAUACUCAUUGAAUUAUUCUUUCAUCUUGAUGUGGAACUGAGGGAUAACUUAGUCUGCUAUGUGUGUUGCCGAGGUUUGAGCCUCAGCACCACAGGGCUGUAUCACAGUGCUGGAGAAACAUAAAUGAAAGCUUAUAUAUACUUUCAAAAAUAAUAUAAUGUAAAUUGCCUAUGUUCCUGUUCCUGGAAUUAAGAAAAAGGGAGGUAGUCCACAGUUUGAGGGGAGGAGGGUGAUCUAGCUCUCUAAGGGAGAAGAUAGUGGUUUGUUAGAAAAUAAGGUGUACAGACAACUUUCCUGAGGAGAUGUGAACUACAUCUCUGUGAUAACAACUCUGUAAAUCAGGGGUCAGUGGUGGCACAACUGGUUGAGUGCACAUGUUACAAUGCACAGAUUCAAGUCCUCAGUCCUCACCUUCAGGGAGAAAGAUUUAGUGAGUGGUGAAGCAAGGCUGCAAGUAUUUCUCUGUCUCUCCCCCUGUUUAUCUUCACUUCUGAAUUUUUGGCUGCCUGUAUCCAAUAAAUGAACAUAAUUAAAGUAAAAAAAAAACCUCUGUAAUCAACCUUUGAUUAAUAAAAUCAUUAACAACAAAAUAAUAAAACUAUGUUUUAUAACAAUUUUACAGAAUAUAGUACAGUUUGAAGAAAAUCAUUGCUAAAUUAGCAAAGGAAAGGGGGAUUCUGCAGAUUUUCAGAAUUCUGUGAAAAUGAGGAUCCCAAGGGAUAUACAAUCAUGGAUACUGACUUCCAUUUGGUUGAUUUGGAAUAAAUUUGGGGAAGUAGUUUGAUUUGAUAAUAAUCAAAGAGCUCUAGAAACACUAGGUAAAACCUAGGGCACCAUAACAUAAGGUUACCUGUCUUUCUAGCAUUGGGCUUUCGAGAUCUAUAAUCUCAAAUAAGAAGUGAAAAAUAAAAUCUGGAAGAAAUAGUAAGGACCCUUGCUAGUGAAGCAAAUUAUAAUAUCAUCCCAAAACAUAGUUUAUUGACAUAAAGAUACAAUGUUAAGCUAAAUAAAACAAAUAUUACAUUAAUAUUGUGAAUGAAUAAGUCGAUUGAACCAGACAUUACUUUGGUACAUGUGCUGCUGGGGAUUGAAUUUAGGACCUCAUGCUUGAGAGUUCAAUGCUUUACUUACUGUGCCACCCCCCAAGACCGCAUAUAGAAAGCUAGGUGAUAUUAGCGAUUAAGAGCAAGCCUUUAGAAGACUAGAUAAUGAAAGAAUCUCCUCCUUUCCCUUCCCAAGGACAGCAGACAAUUUCUGAUUAACUAAGAAUGUUACCAAAACCUGUCUGUCUUGUAACCUUUGUGCCAUGAUGGUUAUCACUAACCUUCCCGCUUGCUUCCUCUUGCCACAUGGUAGUUUCAGAAUGUUUAUUCUAGGAAUGUACUCAUGUGAUCCCCUUGAAGUCACCUACUCCUGUUCCCUUUAAAAGGAGAUGAGUUCCCAGCAUCUGGGUCUCUCUCCCAAACAAUGGGGCCAUAGCUGGCACUCUGGCUUAGGUGUGGGGGGGUUGACCCCUCAGGUCUCUUGAGGUCCCGGUGUUCUGUGUCUGUACAUGUAUUAUUGUGUGUAUUUGUGUGAAUAAAUACUUCAACUUCCUCUAUUUAUUCUGUUGACUUCAGUGUGUCUCAGUUUGUAGUGGGUACGGUAAGAAGCAAAAUACUUAACAAAUAUGUAGACUCUAAAAACAAUGAAUUUAUAGAAUAAAGAGUAGAACAGUGAUAGCCAGUGUCACUGGUUGGGGUAGAUGUUGAUCAAAGGGUACAAAUACUUAAACACUUGUAAAGCUGUCUCCUUGAGUUUCUUUAUUUUAAACUUCUCUCAUGUUAAAAACACCAUGUGUUAACUGAUUUUAUUUGUUGUUAAGACCCUCUCUUGACAACUAAGAUGAGAAUAUAUAAUAUGUAUGUGUGUAUAUAAAGUAUAAUAACAUUCAAUAUGAUAUAUUUCUCUAUUUUUCUAUGCAAAAAAUGCACCAUGACUUUUGCAACAAUCAAAAACUUUCUGAAGAAAAGUAACUUCAACUAAGAAUGUUGAUGAAAUGCUCCAAAUAUAGUGAAUAUCAUAAAUUAGAGACAGAGAGAGAUAAGGCAGGCAGGGGUGAGGAGGGAGAGAAGGAUAAGAUGCAAAUGAUGAUAUGUUAAUACUAAAAAAAUGUGGGUAAUGAUAUAUAGUAACAUUGUGUAAUACUUGGACUGCUUUUUUUAAUAUAUGAAAUUAUGUUAAGAACAAAAGCAAAAAAACUGGGGCCAUCCUUGAAGACUCUCUUAUAAAUUACAACUCAUCAUAAAGAGACGAUUAGUCUACAUGUAUAUGUACAUGUGUAUGUUUAUAUAGAUACAUAUAUCUACUAACUAUGUAAACAUAGGAAAGUCAGUAUGUAAAUACAUGUUGACCUGUCACAGUUAUCACUUCUGUCACCUUUAAUACUGUCAGGCUCACUACUGUUAACACAUUGCAAAAGUUUUGUUUUUCUUAAAAUAUCACCCCUGUACACUUAGAUUCAUGCAUAUAGAUGCAUUGCAUAAAAUAGAAAUUCCAUUCUGUUAUAUUCUUAUAAAGGAGUUGUGUUUGCUAAAUAAUAAUAUUGGUUUAUGGUCCUCAAUCAUCUGGUGGUUUGGGCACCCCUGCUUGUGACCAUUACAUUAAUUACAAAACAAGGAGUUUUUCUUCUUUCCUUCUUGUGAGUGUUGGUGUUAGAGGCAGGAAGAAAUGAGAAAUAACCCAGUGAGGGGCUGAGUGGCGGUGCACCUGGUUGAGAGAACAUGUUACAAUGUGCAAGGACACAGGUUCUAGCCCCCAUUCCCCACCUGCAGGAGGAAAGCUUUGCGAGUGGUGAAGCAGUGUUGCCGGUAUGUGUCUGUGUCUCCCCCUACCCUCUCAAUUUCUGUCUGUCUCUAUACAAUAAAUAAAGAUAAUUUCAAAAGUUAAGAGAGAAAGAGAAAAUGUUUUACAUCAGAAAAGGUAGCAGCAGCAAAUGUUGGAUAGGUUGUGGGGUCAAAGGAACCCUCCUACACUGCAUGUGGAAAUGUCAAUUGGUCCAUCUUCUGAGAACAGUUUGUAGAACUCAGAAGGCUAGAAAUGGACCUACCCUAUGAUCCUGCAAUUCCUCUCCUGGGGAUAUAUCCUAAGGAACCCAACACACCCAUCCAAAAAAAUCUGUGCACACAUAUGUUCUUAGCAGCACAAUAUGUAACAGCCAAAAUCUAUAAGCAACCCAGGUGUCCAACAACAGAUGAGUGGCUGAGCAAGUUGUUGUAUAUAUAUACACAAUGGAAUACUACUCAGCUAUAAAAAAUGGUGACUUCACCGUUUUCAGCCGAUCUUGGAUGGACCUUGAAAAUAUCAUGUUAAGUGAAAUAAGUCAGAAACAGAAGGAUGAAUAUGGGAUGAUCUCAUUCUCAGGCAGAAGUUGAAAAACAAGAUCAGAAGAAAAAACACAAGGAGAACCUCUACUGUAAUUGGCGUAUUUCACCAAAGUAAAAGACUCUGGAGUGGUUGGGAGGGAGAAUACAUGUCCAAGAAGGAUGACAGAGGUCCUAGUGGGGGUUGUAUUGGUAUAUGGAAAACCUAGAAAUGGUAUGCACAUACAAACUUUUGUAUUUUCUGUUGAAGGUAAAACAUUAAUUUCCCAAUAAAGAAAUUAAAAUAAAAAACAUGAAAUAAAUUUCAAGAUGGUAACCCCAUA